Morone saxatilis (striped sea-bass) is the source of this 873-nucleotide messenger RNA. Its product is annotated as adapter protein CIKS-like. Gene Ontology annotation, biological process: positive regulation of canonical NF-kappaB signal transduction; humoral immune response. The transcript has 6 exons. The coding region runs from base 18 to 701 and encodes 227 amino acids. The record is from RefSeq and is a predicted model, not a curated record. Lineage: Eukaryota; Metazoa; Chordata; Actinopteri; Moronidae.
AACGUCAUGAUAACUUUAUGAAUGACGGCAUGGCUCAGGGAAGUGUCUCAGUAAACGUGCCUCAGUUCUCAGUCCCCCCUGUGCAGGGUGUGGCACAGGUCAGCGUGAUGAGCCCAAGCUCAGCUGGAGCAGAGGCGUCCAUCUCACAUCCACAUGAGAAAAGAAGAACAAUCAGUCUGCCCGACGUGUGCCGAAACGUUUUUAUAACUUAUUCUUUGGACGUUUCUACAGAGAUAGUCCCUUUUGUAGACUUCCUCACAAAGCAAGGUUUUCGAGCAGCUGUUGACUUAUAUGACAACCCCAUCAGGCGCAUGGAUAUCAACAAGUGGAAGGACAGUUACCUGGAAGAUCCUUCAAACCUGAUCAUCAUCGUCAUCAGUCCAAAGUAUAAAGCUGACAUUGAAGGAUCUGUUGUGGAUAGCCAUGGUCUACACACUAAAUAUAUUCACUCCAUGAUGCAGAAUGAAUUCAUCCAGCAAGGCAGCUUGAAUUUCAGAUUCAUACCGGUUCUCUUCCUCAGUGCAUCCCAGAAACACGUCCCAAGUUGGCUUCAGAACACACGUGUUUAUCGCUGGCCGCAAGACACAGAGGAUUUAAUACUGCGGCUGCUCAGGGAGGAGAGAUAUGUUCCUCCUCCUGUACCUAUGGAGCUCACCCUCAUCAUCAGGCCUGUGGCCCCCAGCUCUGCAACUACACUGUGAAGACACACCUGUAUUCAUGCUUGUGCAUGUUUCUCAAAGAUUUGUGCAGCCUGUGUAUUUUAAAAUCUCAUAAUGUAUCCAUUCUAAGUCAUAAGUCAUGUCAAGAUGUUUCAUGUCUAUAUGAACAGUUGUUUGUUUGACAGAUAUCAAUAAAGUUUUCCCUGUCAUAUUC